Caenorhabditis sp. 36 PRJEB53466 is the source of this 1900-nucleotide messenger RNA. The record is from the annotation of a GenBank genome assembly. Lineage: Eukaryota; Metazoa; Nematoda; Chromadorea; Rhabditida; Rhabditidae.
AUGCCCAAAAAAGAAGACAACAAGUUGGGGCUCAUUGGAGCAACCGCUUAUAUAGUUGGCUCAAUUAUAGGAAGUGGCAUCUUCAUUGCACCUAAAGUUUGUCAAGUUUACACCGGAGCAAUUAUAAAUGUUCACGAAAAGUCAGCUCUUCUCAUGCUCGAAUUUCAGGGAAUAGUGGAACAUGCAGGAUCGGUCGGUCUCUCCUUGAUCAUUUGGGUACUCUGCGCCCUCCUCAACAUGAUAACUGCCAUUGUAAACAGUUGCCGCCUACAUUCACUUUUUUAUUUUUACUUCAGAAUUACAUUGAACUGGGCACGAGCAUCCCCGAAUCAGGAGCCGAUCUCGCCUACAUUGACUACAUGGGAUGGACUCCUGUCGCCUUCUCCCUGCUUUGGCUUUCUUUGCUCAUUCAGAGCUCCUCCUCUGCUGCCGUACUAUAUCUAACUUUUGGAAAGUACUUGGUACAGGCCCUCGAACCGAUAAUCUGCUUCUCAGAUUCUCAAGCUGAUAAUGCUGCAAAACUAUUCGGCUUCGGGUUACUUUGUGAGUUUGACAAUUGCGUAAGCAGUCGGAAAUGCAAUUUUCUUAUCAGUAUUUCUCACGCUGACCAACAUGUUUUCAUUGAAGAAGUUUGCCUCAAGAGUGCAAAUAAUUUCAAUGUGCUCCAAGAUCUUUGCCACUCUCAUCAUAAUUGCCAUCGGAUUAUUUUUCAUCAUUUUCCGCGGUGCCACGUCACACUAUAGUAGUUCUCAGAUUAUGAAAGGAAGUGAUUACAAUGCGGGAGCGAUCGUUCUGGCCAUUUAUCAAGGAAACUGGGCGUUCGGAGGAUUCACCACUCUCAAUUACGGCUCAGAAGAGAUUGAGAUUGUGAACUUUCGGAAGUGGGCGAAAGCAAUUUUCGUUGAACGCUUUUGCAUUUGCAGAACUCUUCCACUGGCGAGCCUGGGCGGACUCAUAAUCUCGGCGGUGAUUUAUGUGCUCGUCAACGUCUCCUAUUUCGCCAUUCUAACACCUCAGGAAAUCAUCGAUUCUUCGGCAGUCGCGACGGUGAGAAUACGGAGGAAGGAGCUCUCCAUAACAUGCUCUCUCGCAGACAUUCAUCCAAAGAACCGUGGGAAACGGGCCAGCUUUCGCCGUGCCCGCAGUCGUCGGGUUCUUGCUCAUUGGCACUCUCAACGGCGACGUAUUCAGUUGGAGCAGGUCCCUCAACCCGAUGAUAUUCGAAUUGAUUUGACUUGUGACCUAAUUCAGGUACAUGGUCGCCGGGUCACGUCGCAAAAUGAUGCCCACCUGCUUCAGUUUGAUCCAUGUUGACAACGACAGUCCGCGAGUGUCAGUCUUCUUCCACGUACUUAAACGAAUUUGAAUUUUGAUGGAUAUCAAUUUCAAAUCAUUCCAGACUCUGACCUCCAUAAUCUUUGCAUUUCUGGGAGACACUGACCAGCUGGUGAACUACCUGACCGUGACGGGAAUGAUGACAACGAUAAUUGCAUUGGCCGUUCUGAUCAUCAUCAAAUGGAGAGACCUCCCGAUUGCAGCUGACCCAGUCAAAUACAGUAUCUUCUGGCCAAUAUUGAACAUUAUCAUAAUGGUUGCCCUUUUGAUCAUCCCCAUUCAACAGGAUCCUCUCUCAUCCAUCAUCGGAUUCUCCAUGUUCUUCGCUGGUGUUGGUGGGUGCCUUUUUUGAAUUAUCGGCCUACGAUACCCCUCGUUCAGUGGUCUACUUCAUUGUCAAAUUCGUCACAAAUCACACCAAAUUCCUGGCCACAAUUGACAGUGAGAAAUGGACAUAACUGCCCGAUAUAUAACCAAAACGAAUUCAGGAGAGGUGACUCAUGUUUGUCAAAUUCUGACAUGGACGGUUGUGGAUUCGGGACCCGAGGAGAAGACUCGCCUAUGA